AUGUCAUCCUCCGCGCUGACUGGCGAAGGCUCGACCACUGUUACCGAUAUAUCUAGUAUCUCUACCACGCAUGACACGCCUCGACCCAGCAUCGUUCCGCCUUCCUCCCUCACGCGAUCAUCUCCGACAUCAUCUCCCGCUCCUUCUUCUACAUCCCUACUGCUCGUGUAUCCAGGCCAUCCAUCAGCGUCGUACAGUACGACUGCGCUUGUACUUGUCACUCUUCCUCGCACCGCAUCCGAAACGAGCGUAACUCCUCCCGUCAGCUCGACCAGCAUCGCAUCGGCGACAUUCAUUCCAUCUUCGACUUCUUCUUCUCUCGUUGUGACUGGGGUACCGAUACAAGCCCUGCAGACAGCCGACCUUGGCCGUGCAUUAGGUGCAGGACUCGGGAUUGGCAUCUCGGCCUUCGUCGUUCUUGUCGGCCUUGCGGUAUUCUUCCUUAUACGUCUUCGUCGGAACCGACCACCGGCUUUCAAGUUCGAACCACUCUCGCAACCCGACGAGCGACAAAGUUCCCCUCCUCCGCCAUCACCUAUGCAUGCGGCUCUUAUCGAAGCUGCAGCUGUCGCCAGCCAGGCGCGCAGACCCUCCGAUGAGCAAGCUUCCUUCGCCGCCGCACCACAGCACAGUCAAGGAACGUCUCGGGCUCGUCAUACUCGCAACGGCUCAUCGACAUCGACAUUGCUCACGGCGCCCCUCCGCCAAGCUAAGCCAUCCGCCCGCUCGCGGCCAUCAGACAUGGAUGCCCCAAGAUACACCUCGGAUCCCUUCGCCGCAGAUAGUGGCUCACUUUAUGCGCAUGAAGAUGCCUAUUCCUUGGAAGAGAUACGAACCUCACCUGUUACGCCACCGCCUCCCGCCAGAAUCGCAACUCGCGUUGAGCAACCAGGGCACGCUCGCAAGGUCGCUUUUGCCUGA
Peniophora sp. CBMAI 1063 is the source of this 921-nucleotide messenger RNA. Lineage: Eukaryota; Fungi; Basidiomycota; Agaricomycetes; Russulales; Peniophoraceae. The record is from the annotation of a GenBank genome assembly.